AUGCCGCUGCCACCUCCAGGCAAGCCCGGAGGUAUCGACGAUCCGCUGAGAAGGGGCCUCAGCGGAGCAGGAGUUGUCGAGAGAGCGAAUACUGCUUUGCAAGGAUCUCCUCAGACUCAGAGUAUUGCUAAAAUAACGAUAGAAAGCAUCAAUUUGAAAGUGCCACAUCUCACACCCAACGAUGACAUAAAGUUGCAGUUGUUGACACGUAUCAAAGCAGAUGAGUCUAUGAUGAUACCGUUUCGCCGAUGGGAAUUGCACGAGCUACCAGCACUCACACAAGGAUCUACCAUAGAAAUCUGGUCCGUCAAGACAUGUUCUGCAUUGGACAGUCCAAGAUAUGUUAUAGUAUUUUUCCAAACGAAAAAAGCCGAUAAUUUGCAUGAAGACGUCACCUUGUUCGAUAAUGCCAACAUCAAAUCCAUACGAUUGGCUCUGAAUAGCGACUAUUAUCCGCAAGAACGAAUGCUAUUGGACUUUUCCCGAGACCAAUAUGCUGACGCUCACUUCAACUAUACAGAGUUCAACAAGAGCUACCAUAACUGUCAAGAAAAGCGCUCUCUAGUAAACUUUGCCGAAUUCAAAUCCCGACCAAUGUUUGUUAUCGAUUGCUCGAGGCGCCAUCUGGGUCUAAAGUCGUCCACAGUUGACAUAAAGAGUCGCGAAUAUGUGAGGAGGGUCGUUUGGCCCUACAUCGUGGUAGAGCAUGAGCCUAGAAGGCUCAUUCUGCUACCCGAUGAGGCCGUCACCCCGGCUACGGUUAGGGUGACCAUUAACCGGCGGACAGGGGCUAGAUCUGUCUCGGUGUAG
This is a messenger RNA of Phaedon cochleariae (mustard beetle), 810 nucleotides long. NCBI's taxonomy places the organism in Eukaryota, Metazoa, Arthropoda, Insecta, Coleoptera, Chrysomelidae. The record is from the annotation of a GenBank genome assembly.